Messenger RNA from Aspergillus oryzae RIB40, 1665 nucleotides. Its product is annotated as proteasome regulatory particle lid subunit RPN3. The record is from RefSeq and is a predicted model, not a curated record. The transcript is spliced from 3 exons. Gene Ontology annotation, cellular component: proteasome regulatory particle, lid subcomplex; proteasome complex. NCBI's taxonomy places the organism in Eukaryota, Fungi, Ascomycota, Eurotiomycetes, Eurotiales, Aspergillaceae. Bases 1 to 1665 code for a protein of 554 amino acids. Gene Ontology annotation, biological process: regulation of protein catabolic process; ubiquitin-dependent protein catabolic process. Gene Ontology annotation, molecular function: enzyme regulator activity.
AUGGGAGAGGAUACGGCAGGUGCGCCUACAUCCUCAUUUAACGCCAGUAAGGAUCGGAAAGGUGACGAGAAGAUGACUGUUGUAGUGCCCCCUACCAAGGGUUCGAGGUUAUCCGGCGAUAAAGGUCAGGAUCAGGAAGGUGAUGUCGCAAUGGAAGGUGCGGAGGGCGAUGAGACCCAGAAGCCCGAGCCAGAGGUUGAUCCCAGAGCCAAGGCUAUCCAAGACAUCAAGACCAACUUUACCCUUCUCGAGCGAGCCGUCGCACAUUUCGACCCCAGAUUUACCCUUCGUGUCUUGCGGUCGAUAUCCUCCAUGCGCAAGCAUAUAACAUCUGAUGUGCUCGCAGAGGUCCUCGUAGAGAGCUAUCCCCCAUCCAGUCCCACCGCAUCCUUCUUACUUGAAGCUAUCGGUGAAACUGGUGCUUUUGAGAGCGCGGUGGCUAGCUCCAAGAUGGACGUCGAAUCGGAGAAGACCAGGUCAAAUUCCAAAGAGAUUCUGCCAGAGAUCGAUACUUAUCUGUCUAUACUCGUUCAGAUCUUCCUCUACGACAACAAGGAGAUCCAGCGAGGUGCUAAGUUUUCAACGAGCUUAAUCGAGCGUCUGCGGACUAUUAACCGUCGCACUCUGGACUCUCUUGCAGCUCGUGUAUAUUUUUAUUACUCCCUCUUCUUUGAGCAGAUUACUCCUCUCCCCCCUUCUCCUGCUGCCACGGUUACAAUGAUUCGCCAGCCAUUGCUUGCAGCGCUCAGGACGGCCGUGCUUCGCAAGGAUGUUGACACCCAAGCUACUGUUAUGACAUUGCUUCUGCGCAACUACUUGUCCACGUCUCAUAUCUCACAAGCAGAUCUGCUUAUCUCUCACAACCGCUUCCCGCAGUCCGCAUCUAACAAUCAGAUUGCCCGGUACUUGUACUACUUGGGCCGUAUCCGUGCUAUCCAAUUACAGUAUACUGAUGCUCACGGACACCUGAUCGGUGCUACUCGCAAGUCACCCUCCAGCCACAGUGCGCGUGGAUUUUAUCAAUCCUCUCAUAAGUUGCUCGUGGUGGUAGAGCUUCUUAUGGGAGACAUCCCCGACCGUGCGAUCUUCCGUCAGCCUGCUCUGGAACGUGCCAUGCACCCUUACUUCUUGCUUGUUCAAGCCGUGAGUGUAGGUGACCUGGAUGGCUUUUUGAGCAUUGUAAAUACGCACAGUACGACAUUCCGUAAGGAUGGCACGUACACCCUCAUCCUGCGCUUGAGACAAAACGUUAUAAAGACCGGAAUCCGGAUGAUGUCGCUGUCUUAUUCUCGCAUCUCCCUGCGGGACAUUUGCCUCCGCCUGGGGCUGGACAGUGAGGAAUCAGCGGAGUACAUCGUUGCCAAAGCGAUCCGGGACGGUGUGAUAGAGGCCACUCUGGACCAUGAGCGAGGAUUUAUGAAGAGUAAGGAAGUUGGAGAUAUUUAUGCGACUAGAGAACCUGGCGAGGCAUUCCACGAACGCAUUAGAGCUUGCUUGAGUCUCCACGACGAGAGCGUCAAGGCUAUGAGAUUUCCCAUGAACCAGCAUCGCCUGGAACUGAAGAGUGCACAAGAGGCCCGGGAACGCGAACGGGAACUGGCCAAGGAGAUCCAGGAUGGUGAUAUGGAUGAUGAGGAUGCUGGCGCCGAUUUCGACGCCAUCUAA